Messenger RNA from Peromyscus eremicus (cactus mouse), 3928 nucleotides. It is a transcript of the gene Scarf2, whose product is annotated as scavenger receptor class F member 2. The record is from RefSeq and is a predicted model, not a curated record. Lineage: Eukaryota; Metazoa; Chordata; Mammalia; Rodentia; Cricetidae. Bases 1 to 3216 code for a protein of 1071 amino acids. Gene Ontology annotation, molecular function: scavenger receptor activity. The transcript is spliced from 15 exons.
AUGGUGGUGGAAGUGAGCACGGAAAAGCCAGCGCUCGCGUUGGACCAGAAACCGGAGUGGCCCAGGCAGAAGGCAGAGGAGCCGGGAGCCUGCGCGGAGGGUGAAGAGCGACGCGGAGUAGGCGCAGAAACCGAGGACCAGUCUGUCUACUGGCGCGAUCCACGACGCACUCAAGUCAUCUCUGCACAGAGGCGAGGAACCCGCGGCCGGGGUCCCCGGGGGCGCUCUGGGUCUAAGGCCCCCGGGGGUGCGAAACGUCAGCCAGGGUUUCGGAGGGUCCAAGUAGACAAGGGGCCGCUAGCUGACCGCGCGGUUUCCGAAAUCGAGUCGAGAUGCCGCAGACCACUCCCGGCCGUGAGCCCCGCCUCGGAGGCGGGGGCCCGCCUGGCUAGCCAUCUGCUUCGCAUCGCCGCCGCCGCCUCGUCCCGGGGCCUCCCCGGCCCCAGGAAUGCAGCGGCAGAGGCAGGCGGGGCGGUGCCUGGGGAGGGCCGUCAGCCCACACCAGGCCUUCUCCUCCUCCGACGGGCUGGCCGAGGGACAGGGCUAGGGUGGUGGGUCAAGCUGGAGUUGGGGAGCCCUUGGCCUCCAAUAGUCCCGCCGGCCGACCUCGGAGGAGAAGGUGCCUUGGAAGCCCUGCAGAUGCUGGGGGGUGGGGGCGCGUACCGAAGAGAUGCCAAGGCCACACGAGGUUGUGAUGUCAUCCAGUGCGCCGUUACAUUAACGGUUCUAGUGUUGAGGGAGCAGGGCACACUGGAGAGGAUCCCAUGGUAUGACUCCUACCUGGUGGGCCUGGAGGAGCUCCCUGGAGCAGAGCCAUGCCUGGGAGCAAGUGGAGAGCCAGACAUUUCCCAGGUGCUCACCUGCUGCGCUGGCUGGAGGCAGUUGGGGGAUGAGUGUGGGAUCGCGGUGUGUGAAGGCAAUUCCACGUGCUCAGAAAACGAGGUGUGUGUGCGGCCAGGCGAGUGCCGCUGCCGACAUGGUUACUUCGGUGCCAACUGCGACACUAAGUGCCCGCGCCAGUUCUGGGGCCCCGACUGCAAGGAGAGGUGCAGUUGCCACCCGCACGGACAGUGCGAGGACGUGACCGGACAGUGUACGUGUCACGCGCGCCGCUGGGGUGCGCGCUGCGAGCAUGCGUGCCAGUGCCAGCAUGGCACGUGCCACCCGCGGAGCGGCGCGUGCCGCUGCGAGCCGGGCUGGUGGGGUGCGCAAUGCGCUAGCGCGUGCUACUGCAGCGCUACAUCAAGGUGCGAUCCACAGACCGGCGCCUGCCUGUGCCACGCAGGCUGGUGGGGCCGCAGCUGCAACAACCAGUGCGCCUGCAACUCCUCGCCCUGCGAGCAGCAGAGCGGCCGCUGCCAGUGUCGCGAGCACACGUUCGGCGCACGCUGCGAUCGAUAUUGCCAGUGCCUCCGCGGUCGGUGCCACCCGGUGGACGGCACGUGCGCCUGCGAUCCGGGCUACCGGGGCAAGUAUUGUCGCGAGCCAUGCCCCGCUGGCUUCUAUGGCUUGGGCUGUCGCCGUCGGUGUGGCCAGUGCAAGGGCCAGCAGCCAUGCACUGUAGCCGAUGGCCGUUGUGUGACCUGCGAACCAGGCUGGAACGGAACCAAAUGUGACCAACCCUGCGCCACAGGUUUCUAUGGCGAGGGUUGUGGCCACCGCUGCCCGCCCUGCCGCGAUGGGCAUUCCUGCAACCACGUCACUGGCAAGUGUACGCGCUGCAAUGCGGGCUGGAUCGGCGACCGGUGCGAGACCAAGUGCAGUAACGGCACUUACGGUGAGGACUGUGCCUUCGUGUGCUCCGACUGCGGCAGCGGCCACUGUGACUUCCAGUCCGGGCGCUGCCUUUGCAGCCCUGGUGUUCACGGACCUCACUGUAAUGUAACGUGCCCGGCCGGGCUCCAUGGCGUGGACUGCGCCCAGGCCUGCAGCUGCCACGAGGAAUCAUGCGACCCGGUCACCGGUGCCUGCCACCUGGAGACCAACCAGCGCAAAGGUGUGAUGGGCGCGGGCGCGCUGCUCACUCUGCUCCUCGGCCUGCUGCUCUCGCUGCUCGGCUGCUGCUGUGCCUGCCGGGGCAAGGACCCGGCGCGCCGGGAACUCACGCUCGGAAGGAAGAAGGCACCUCAACGCCUUUGCGGGAGCUUCAGCCGCAUCAGCAUGAAGCUGCCCCGAAUCCCGCUUCGCAGACAGAAGCUGCCCAAAGUCGUAGUGGCCCAUCAUGACCUAGACAACACACUCAACUGCAGUUUCCUGGAGCCGCCCUCGGGGCUGGAGCAGCCCUCUCCAUCAUGGUCCUCCAGGGCUUCCUUCUCAUCCUUUGACACUACAGACGAAGGCCCUGUGUACUGUGUGCCCCACGAGGAGGCGACUACCGAGAACCGCGACCCAGAAGCUGCUGCUCUGGCGGAGGUGCCCGCUCCAUCCCUAGCGCCCACGAGCACCCCGGCGCCCGCGGAGGAGGCGGCGGCUCUCCCCGCAUCCUCAGACAGCGAGCGCUCGGCGUCCAGCGUGGAGGGGCCCGGCGGGGCGCUGUACGCGCGUGUGGCCCGGCGCGAGGCCCGGCCGGCCCGGGCCCGAGCUGAGGCUGGGGGCCUGUCACUGUCUCCGUCGCCCGAGCGCAGGAAACCGCCGCCACCCGACCCUGCCACCAAGCCUAAGGUGUCCUGGAUCCACGGCAAGCAGGGCUCCGCGACCGCUGCACCGUCCCCGCCGCCCGCAGGCCGCAAGGCUGCGCCGAGCCCUAGCGGGAGGAAACGGACCCCCAGCAACACGUCGGUGCAGCCCCCGGGCCCGGCCGAGGAGGUCCCCGCCCCGGCCGCACCCUCGCCGCCCCGGGCCCGAGCGCGCGGCCGCGGCCCGGGUCCCUCGGAGCCCACGGACGCGGGUGGCCCCCCGCGCAGCGCGCCCGAGGCGGCCUCUCUGCUGGCAGCCGAGCUGCGCGACAAGACUCGCAGCCUGGGCCGCGCCGAGGGGCCGCCGGGACCACGCGACAAGCCGCCGCCGCCGCAGAAGGCCAAGCGCUCCGUGCUCCCCGCCUCGACGGCCCGCGCGUCCGCGGCGUCCGAGGCCGCGGCGCCCGAGAAGGCAGCGGCCGGUGCAUCCGCGCCCGAGACCCCUCGGAAGAAGACCCCCAUCCAGAAGCCGCCUCGGAAGAAGAGCAGGGAGGCGGCGGGGGAGCCGAGCAGGGCGGGAGCGCCGCCCGCAGCUUCCUAGGCCCGCAGCCCCGCGAGCCACCGCGUUUCUCGGCCUGGUGUCCCGCGGCCGCAGCGAAGCAUUUCAUUGGCCCAAGCACCUCGCGCCCGGCCCGGCCGAGGCUGUGUCCGAUCGGCCCAGGCUCCAGCAGCCGCCGCUUGGUUGGAUCUGCUCUCAGGCCUGACAGACACUUAGCUGGCUGCUCGCUCCCACUAGCAGUGUGGUGGAGCUUUUCUAGUAAUCUGCGUCUCAUUGGCCAUGGCUGGGAGAGCCUGCAGACUUCUCACUGGCCUAGAGUGUGCUUGGCUGGGCUAUUCCGUCACUGGCUGAUGCCGAGCGCGUUUGCCUCUUGGCUGCCUCUCAAUUGCCGGGGCCUGGUGCCUAUGGCUGUAGGGUCUUUUUCUUGAAGAUGACCAGAGGCUGCUUCCAUUGACUGGGCUCCUGAGUAUCUGGUUGACCUGAACCUGGGGGGGAGAGCUGGUCUCUGCCCCCUCAGGGGGCUCAGCGCACCUUGGCCUGUCCCUUCUCCACUGACACCAGCCCUGGUCCCUCAGCUGUCAAGCUGGUUUUGAUGGCCUCCCACCACCCCACAAUUGUGGGAACCCCAGGGGCGACUCUGGUGGCCUUAGAUGUAUUUAUAGGCCCCGGGCAGGGCUGCUCCCAUCCCAUCUGGGGCCUCCAGGAUGGGUUCCUCCUAGCAGGGCCAAGCCAAAGCUUUCUUAAUAAAACGCUU